Molecule: messenger RNA, 1092 nt
Organism: Bombina bombina (fire-bellied toad)
Lineage: Eukaryota; Metazoa; Chordata; Amphibia; Anura; Bombinatoridae
Gene: GPR52
Product: G protein-coupled receptor 52
Exons: 1
Coding region: 1-1092 (363 amino acids)
Biological process (GO): G protein-coupled receptor signaling pathway
Cellular component (GO): membrane
Molecular function (GO): G protein-coupled receptor activity
Source: RefSeq, a predicted model, not a curated record
AUGAAUCAAUCAUUGUCAUUUGGCUGGAGGACACUGAACACAAGUGGAUUUGUAUUGAAUACCUCAGAGCGUAACUACUGCCCACUGGGCUUUGGACAUUAUAAUUCCAUGGACGUUUGUGUAUUGGAAACCACAAUUAUUGUGCUGCUAACCUUCCUUAUAAUUACUGGCAACUUAACAGUUAUCUUUGUAUUUCAUUGUGCUCCUCUACUUCACCAUUACACUACUAGUUACUUCAUUCAGACCAUGGCAUAUGCAGACUUGUUGGUGGGUGUGAGUUGCUUGGUACCCACCCUUUCACUGCUCCAUUACUCCACAGGUAUACAUGAAUCUUUAACAUGUAAGGUUUUUGGCUACAUUAUUUCUGUACUGAAAAGUGUGUCCAUGGCUUGUUUAGCCUUCAUCAGUGUGGAUCGUUAUCUUGCCAUCAUUAAGCCACUUUCCUACAACCAACUAGUAACACCAUGUAGACUGCGCCUCUGCAUCAUCCUUAUUUGGAUUUAUUCAUGCUUGAUCUUUUUGCCUUCUUUUUUUGGCUGGGGUAAACCUGGUUACCAUGGUGACAUCUUUGAGUGGUGUGCCAUUGCUUGGCUAACAAGUACCUACUUCACUGGCUUCAUUGUCUGCCUUCUUUAUGCUCCAGCCGCCCUAGUUAUCUGUUUUACAUACUUUCACAUCUUCCGCAUCUGUCGGCAGCACACCAAAGAAAUUAGUGAACGUCGGGCACGAUUUCCUAGUCAUGAAGCCGAAUCAACUGGUGAAACUGGGCCUGGUCACAGCCCUGAUCGACGCUAUGCCAUGGUUUUGUUUCGGAUUACUAGUGUAUUCUACAUGCUAUGGCUCCCAUACAUCAUUUACUUUUUGUUAGAAAGCUGGCGGGCCCUGGAUAACCCGGCCCUAUCCUUCCUUACAACUUGGUUGGCCAUAAGCAAUAGUUUUUGUAACUGUGUUAUUUACAGCUUAUCAAACAGUGUUUUUAGGCUUGGCCUUAGAAGGCUUUCUGAAACGAUAUGUUCACCAUGUUUGUGCUCUAAAAACAGAAGUGACCGUGACCUAAAACCAAGGAAACGUGCAAACUCAUGCUCUAUCUAA